AGAGGGAGUGCAACCCCGUCCAGGGCAAGGCUCAAGGCACCUACCCAGGAGCUUGAAUCACCCACCAACAGGACCUCCAUCUUAUCUGGAUUGAGCUUCAGUUUAUUGGCCCUUUAGUCUUAGACUGAACCAGACAAAACAAGGCACCAACUAGCUUAGUUUAAGUUCAAACCUAGAGUACUGUAGGCAUAAGAUAGAAUUCUUGUCUCCUUUAAGAAUGAAGUAGUAUGUACAAGAAAGCGUUUUCCAAAUUUUUAAGGUAUUUUAUGCAGCAAUCUUAUGCCCACUAUUUGGGAUUCAACCUCAUUGAAAUCAGUGGACCUCUUGUCUGAAGAGACAACUAUAGGAUCACAUUGUUAAUAAUUUUAGUGCCUAAGUUUGUUUAUUUUGGUCCCAGUGACAUGGGUUUAACUUUCAUUUCUGCUGUUAAUUUCAAAUGUGUUAAUUGCAUCAGUUUAUAGUUGUAUAUUGCUGAAUGUUUUAGUUGAAUUUUGGUUGUAUUUGUUACUUUUCAACAUCCAGAUAAAUGCAUUUAUAAGGUACUUAAUAAAUAACUUAACCAACAAGACUGACAAUCAGACAAUUGUAAUUGCUUUGGUAGCGCACUGAAAAGGGACCAGAUCAAUUGUAGAGCCAGUGUGGUGUAGUGGUUAAGAGCGUGGGACUGGGACUCAGGCGACCUGGGUUCUAGUCUCUGCUCAGCCAUGGAGCCAACUGGGUGACUUUGGGCCAGUCACAGACUCUCAGCCCAACCUACCUCACAGGGUUGUUGUGAGGAUAAGAUGGAGGAGGAGAAUGAUGUAAGCUGCCUUGAGCCCUUUGUAGGAAAAAGGCAGGAUACAAAUAAAAUAAAUAAUAAAAAAUCAGUGGUAAGAAGUAGAAUUCCUUGUUGAUAUCGCCUGUGACUAUUUUAUAGGGAUGCGGUGGCACAGUGGAUUCAACUGCUGAGCCGCUGAGCUGGUUGAUGGAAAGGUCGACAGUUUGCAUGUGCAGAUGGGGUGAGCUCCCGUAUUCGGUCCCAGCUCCUUCCAGCCUUGCAGUUCAAAAGCAUGCAAAUGCAAUUAGAUAUUUUACCACGUGACAUCUCCUCUAGGAGCCUUCUAUGCUGGUAUCACUUGUGUGUUUCCGCCAUAUCUGAGCAAUCAAUAAUUUUUCCCCAAAGAUAUGAGAACUUAAUGGACCCAAACAUGAAGAAAAUAUAGCACAGAAGUAAUUGGCGUGAACUUGGCCAAGGCCAGAUAAAUGCACGUUCAAGCACCAGUGCUUGCUUUUCACCUAAGAAACUCUUGUAUAUCUUCUGCUUUAAUCUUUUUAAACUUUGUUUGAUGGGAGCUAUUUGUUUGCAGGACCAUUUAAAUUUAGUAUGAUAGAAUAGACUGUAGGUGGGUAAAAAGAACAAAAGAAGCUCUUUAAUGGCAUUUUAGUCCAAUUGGUUUUAUUCUGAUAAGACAUGAUUUUUUUGCCGUUCUUUUUCUUGUGUGUUAAGAGGAAUAUUACUUCCUGGAUGUAAGAUACCAAAAGGAGAAUUCAGAUUUGUGAUUAGGAAUAUUUUUUGCCUUGUUUUUAUACACUUCAUUACAGAGUGUACAGACUUUAGAGCUUUUGAGUUGAUUGCACAUUUCAUCUUCUCCUUGACUGAGCAUUUUGUGUUCAGAAUGGUUUUAGACAGGGUACAGUUGUACAGCAUUUGACUAUUAUUUUUGGGUUUGCAUUCCUUUCAGAUUGAGUAUACCGUUUCUAGGGCUUCUGCCUAACCUUUUCAUGCACUAGUAACUAAAAAUAAACUGAGGAGAAUUUUCUAAAAGCUGUUCUACAAAUCUUAAAAACCUGUUAGGUCCAAGAUCACAUUCAGUGUUAGAGAUCAUAUAUAGUUGACGAAAAAGCAGAAAGAGUCAGGAGAAAGGCUGAAACAUUACCAGAUGAGAAAGCUAAAAGAGAGCCAGAACAUACAUGCACAGUACUGAAAAGCAGCGUGGCACCCAGGACUGGGUUUUUGUACUCAUUGGAAGCAACAGUGAAAUUUUCAAGGACUGUUACAAGCUGAGUGUGUGGGAUUGGCAGAGCCUCAGUACAUCUGAUGCGGGCCACAGACUUCCUGGAUCGGAAAGAGACAUGAGUGCUGUGUUUGGCCAUCCUGAAGGGUGAUUAGCUUAAGUAGCAGGCAGUGCUGUUAUAGCACUUAAAACAGGAGCAGAAGAGCUCACCUUCACUUACUUGCCCCUCCUAUUCAGUGAAGUUGUCAGCUCCCUGGUUCAGUAAACAAGAGUGAGCCUUUACCCAAGAGUCACAGGGAGCUGCAUGUUCAUUCUAGAAUGCAUUAGAGCAGGGACUGGCACCAUGGUACUUCCAAAUACUUUGGGCUUCAGCUUCUGUAAUCCCUGAGCACUGGCCAUGCUGGCUGAGACUUCUAGGGCUUGUGGUCCAAAACAUCUGGAGAGUUCCUGUCUCAUUCCUUGGCCUUCACCUGUGGCCCAAAAGGAGAUGGCGACAAUGAGGAUACAAGCCACACAAGGCAUAUCCCAUAGAUUGCAAGAAUCAUGCUCCUUGAAACCUGAAUAUGUUCUGGCUGCAGCAGUUCAAGACGUAGCAUUUCUCAACUAAUUAGAAACUUGUAUUUAGCAAGACACAAAUCAGCCUUUUCAUUAGCAUAAAACAUUCAGUAUAAAAACAUAAAGCUACAUUGCAGUGGAAAGUUAUUUGUUGCUCUGUGGUGUUGCUCAUGGUACUUUAAUUGGUAUUUUCAUUUGCAUGCUAUUUUUUGAGAAGGUACACAACACAAGAUGAUGUUUAAAUACUUGGGUGAAUGCUUCAUAGUCUUCAAUUCUGACCAUAAACAGCUUUCUUAAAUAUCUACCAGAGAAUAGAAAUAAAAAGUAGAAAAAAGAUUAUUGUAGAUGAACAAGUAUUGCCUUAAAGAUAGCUUUUAAACUCUUCAUUCUUUUUGCAUUUCUGUUGUAAAGUGAUUCCAGAAACAUUAGAUAGAGGGGGCUGCAGAGCUGUGGUCAUAUUACUGGCUAGGAGCAACUAUAUGUAGAUAUUAAAAUAGAGGGAUUUCAAUUCUUUUAUCUUUUUAAUAUAAGAUGAUGUUUGGUCUUUUCAAGCCAUUGCACCACUUUGGAGCUGACUCAAAGAUUCAGUACUGGUCUAGUUCAACGUAGAAGUCACAGAUUGAAAUCCCAGUUUUGCUGUGAACUUGCAGCCAUUUUUAUCUCCUCUGAACUCUGGGGCUAAAAUGUGUGAAAAAUGACUAUAUGCUUGAAAUAGCAGACCAGGUAGAUCCGGAAAUAGCCCUGAAGCUAGGUUGCCUUGAAAUCCGGAGAUCAUACUGGGAGAUGCGAGGCAAUGCCUUAGAAAAGAAGUCAAACUAUGAAGUGCUAGAGAAAGAUGUUGGUUUAAAAAGAUUCUUUCCGAAGAGUUUGCUGGAUUCGGUAAAGGCCAAAAACCUACGAAAAAUGAUCCAGCAAACAUUUCGACAAUUUGCCAACCUCAACAGGGAAGAAAGUAUUUUGAAAUUCUUUGAGAUCCUCUCACCAGUGUACAGAUUUGACAAGGAAUGCUUCAAGUGUGCCCUUGGGUCAAGCUGGAUUAUUUCAGUGGAACUGGCUAUUGGUCCGGAGGAAGGAAUCAGCUACCUUACAGACAAAGGUUCCAAUCCCACCCACUUGGCUGAUUUCCAUCAAGUACAGACUAUUCAGUAUUCAAUAAGUGAAGAUAAGGAUAGGAAAGGAGUGCUACAAAUGAAAAUCGCUGGUGCACCAGAGCCUCUGACAGUGACAGCACCGUCCUUAACCAUUGCAGAGAACAUGGCUGACUUGAUCGAUGGUUAUUGCAGGCUGGUCAAUGGUGCGACACAAUCUUUUAUCAUUAGGCCUCAGAAAGAAGGUGAAAGAGCUUUACCAUCCAUACCAAAGCUGGCUAACAGUGAGAAGCAAGGAAUUCGAUCACAUACUGUCUCUGUAUCAGAUGAAAUUAGUGGGGACGAAACUGAUGAUUAUGCAGAGAUUAUAGAUGAAGAAGAUACUUACACCAUGCCUUCAACCAGGGAUUACGAAAUUCAGAGAGAACGGAUUGAACUGGGACGCUGCAUUGGCGAAGGGCAGUUUGGAGACGUUCACCAAGGAGUUUACGUGACCCCAGAAAACCCCGCCUUGGCAGUAGCAAUCAAAACAUGUAAAAACUGUACCUCAGACAGCGUGAGAGAAAAAUUCUUACAAGAAGCCUUAACUAUGCGUCAGUUUGAUCACCCCCACAUUGUCAAGUUGAUCGGCGUUAUCACAGAAAACCCCGUCUGGAUCAUUAUGGAGCUCUGUACACUAGGAGAGUUGAGGUCAUUUUUACAAGUAAGAAAAUACAGCUUGGAUCUGGCAUCUUUGAUACUGUAUGCAUACCAACUCAGCACCGCACUUGCCUACUUAGAGAGCAAGCGAUUUGUACAUAGGGAUAUUGCUGCUAGAAAUGUGCUGGUGUCUUCUACAGACUGCGUAAAACUAGGCGAUUUUGGUUUGUCUCGAUACAUGGAAGAUAGUACAUACUAUAAAGCUUCUAAAGGAAAAUUGCCCAUCAAGUGGAUGGCCCCAGAGUCCAUCAACUUCCGACGAUUUACCUCAGCCAGCGACGUCUGGAUGUUUGGUGUGUGUAUGUGGGAAAUUUUAAUGCAUGGUAUAAAGCCCUUUCAAGGUGUGAAGAACAAUGAUGUAAUUGGCCGCAUUGAGAAUGGUGAGCGGUUACCAAUGCCUCCAAACUGCCCUCCGACUCUGUACAGUCUUAUGACCAAAUGCUGGGCGUAUGACCCAAGCAGACGACCAAGAUUUACAGAACUUAAAGCUCAACUCAAUACAAUAUUGGAGGAAGAGAAGCUGCAGCAGGAGGAACGAAUGAGAAUGGAAUCAAGACGGCAAGUUACGGUGUCCUGGGAUUCAGGCGGAUCCGAUGAGGCUCCUCCCAAGCCCAGCAGACCUGGCUAUCCCAGUCCAAGAUCCAGUGAAGGAUUUUAUCCAAGUCCGCAGCAUAUGGUACAGCCCAAUCAUUACCAGGUCUCAGGCUAUCCCAGCUCCCAUGGGAUCCCAGCCAUGGCGGGCAGCGUUUAUCCAGGUCAGGCCUCUCUCUUGGAUCAGACAGAUUCCUGGAACCAUCGGCCUCAAGAAAUAUCCAUGUGGCAACCCAGUGUGGAGCAGGACCCGGGCAGCCUGGAUCUGCGAGGGAUGGGUCAAGUUCUACCAGCACAUCUAAUGGAAGAGAGAUUGAUACGACAGCAGCAAGAAAUGGAGGAAGACCAACGAUGGCUGGAGAAGGAAGAACGAUUCUUGAAACCUGAUGUGAGGCUCUCCAGAGGGAGCAUUGAUCGAGACGAUGGGAGUCUCCAGGGUCCGGCGUCUAAUCAGCAUAUUUAUCAGCCUGUGGGUAAACCAGACCACUCGGCCCCACCAAAGAAACCACCUCGUCCAGGAGCUCCCAGCCACCUGGGCAGCCUUGCCAGCCUGAACAGCCCUGUGGACAGCUACAACGAAGGGGUUAAGCCAUGGCGGAUUCAGCCACAAGAGAUCAGCCCUCCUCCGACAGCCAACUUGGAUCGCUCCAACGACAAGGUGUAUGAGAACGUCACAGGCCUGGUGAAAGCUGUCAUCGAGAUGUCCAGCAAGAUCCAGCCAGCACCACCAGAGGAGUAUGUCCCCAUGGUCAAGGAGGUUGGUUUGGCACUACGAACUUUACUAGCAACGGUAGAUGAGACCAUCCCGGUAUUCCCAGCAAGCACUCAUAGAGAGAUUGAGAUGGCCCAGAAACUCUUGAACUCUGACCUUGCUGAACUGAUAAACAAGAUGAAGCUGGCACAGCAGUAUGUUAUGACUAGCCUGCAGCAAGAAUACAAGAAGCAGAUGCUCACAGCAGCUCAUGCUCUUGCUGUGGAUGCCAAAAACUUGCUGGAUGUUAUUGACCAGGCCAGGCUAAAAUCUAUUGGGCAGUCCAGGCCCCACUAGAUGCAGGGAGAGGAUGGCAUUUGUAUUGUACAGCUUGGAGAGUAUUGCUCACUUGAUAAACAUUUAGCCUUCCAGCCGAAAUGAGAACGGACCUGGUUUGGUCGUGGAUAUCCCGCUUAACCAAGAGACAGCUGUUAGUUCUCUCUCCUAUCUUCAGGCAUUUUUUAAAAUGGUCAACAGCACCAAGAAAGAUGAGGUUCAGACCAUGGUGACUUUGAUGGAACUCUGUACAGAAUCCCUCCCAGCAGAAAUAUUUGAAAUGUUUCGCAUCAUGCAUAAUGUGGAUCUCCUCAAAGUUGAGAGACUUCUGAUGAAAGUCUUUGGCAAAUGAUGUAUCCAAACCGCAGGACUGAGAUAUUGUGAAGAAUUCUGGGAAACCCCAGGGCUGAGAAUUCUUGAUCACAAUGUAAGAACUGCCCAGACUGGAAUACUUUUUUUAUUAGGACACUUAAUGCCGCAAAAUGCUAAUCACAAUUUACAGAGAAAAAUUUAAAAAGCUAUAUUUUCAAAACGUCUCAUUUCAAAACAAGCUAGUCUUCAUGUUUUCCCUACCCCUCUCUGUGGAUGUAUGUGAACCAUUGGAGCAGAAAGUAGUUGUAGACCACAACAGAAUUUGCCUUUUUCACCAGAAUAACGCGCCAGUUUUUUGUAGCAGUCGUUUUCCUUGAAAGUGAAAAAGAAGCUGCUUUCGACCAGAGCAACUCAAGAGCUGCAUUUAGAAGAAACAAGUUCUGUAACCAUACAUGUUCCCCAUUUUUAUAUAAUUUAUAAAGAUUAAAGCCAUGAUGAAUAUUUUAAA
Messenger RNA from Varanus komodoensis (Komodo dragon), 6774 nucleotides. It is a transcript of the gene PTK2, whose product is annotated as protein tyrosine kinase 2. The transcript is spliced from 30 exons. The record is from RefSeq and is a predicted model, not a curated record. Lineage: Eukaryota; Metazoa; Chordata; Lepidosauria; Squamata; Varanidae. Bases 3252 to 5975 code for a protein of 907 amino acids. Gene Ontology annotation, cellular component: focal adhesion; cytoskeleton. Gene Ontology annotation, biological process: protein phosphorylation; signal complex assembly. Gene Ontology annotation, molecular function: ATP binding; protein tyrosine kinase activity.